CACACACAUGUAGUGUUAAUAGCUGAUUCACACGAAUCGGCCGCGUGCGCGUGCGCAUUACAGUGAAAGUGAAAAAAUAAUGCCUUAAUAACUCAGCUAUCGGCGGAUUAAAAAGCAAUUGAUAAUUUUAUAAAAUUAAAAUACACGCGUACAAUUAACUCGUGUGGAAAGCGAAAAAUGUUAACACGAUUUAAAUAAAAAAAGUGUAUUUGAAAAUGUCGACGGAUGACGUAACGAUUAAAGUUGACAGUUCGGAGGGCGGGAAAAAUGACAGUGACGUCGCCAAGAUGGCGGACUUUGACAGGAUACAGAACGCGUCGAAGGAUUUGCUGGGGCUGCCGAGGAAUGGGCACAGGAGGUCGUUUAUGGAGGAGGAGAGCGCGAAAGAGAGAACCAGAGCGGAAUUAUUGAAGCAAUGCUCCGCCAUUUUGAAGCAAGGCGACCAAAGAUACAACAAGGAUAGUCUGCACAGGACUUUUCAAGAUGAGGAUUUUUUGGACAGAAUAUUUCGACUUUUCGACGUGGAGGCGAACGACCACUUGGUGCAAGAAGACUGGAUCGAAUUCUUGAAAAUUAGAUUGACGGAUGAAAAACAAUUAGACUUCGUAGAACAAGUGGAGAGCGUGGCGUAUGUGCUCUGUGGUGAUGAGGUGAUCACCCCUGAAGCCUUUAAGCUAAUCUUGAAGAAUAAAGUUGUAACAAAGAAGUUUUUACGUGUUGUCGACACCGAUGGUGACGGGUGGGCGACGGCUGAAGAAAUCAUGGAUUUCCUAUCUGCCGUCACUACUAAUAGACCAAGGGCAGGCAUAGACAAGCCGAGUGUAGAUAGACUAGAGAAGCUGUUUCGCGACACAGUGGGAGACGAGAAAGAGAUAACGAGAGAACAGUUCCAGAAGAUUAUGGUUUCUAAGAACCCAUUCUUCACGGAACGCGUGUUCCAAAUAUUCGACGAAGACAAUUCUGGAACAAUCUCGCAACGCGAGUUCAUAGCGGCGGUGCAUCGGUUCGGGCGGCAAUCGCCGGAGGAGAAGAUUCGAUUCCUGUUCAAAGUCUACGAUCUGGAUGGUGACGGGCUGAUCCAGCACCGCGAGCUGCUGCACGUGAUGCGCGCGUGCAUGCACGAGAACGGCAUGCAGUUCAGCCCGCGGCAGCUGCUGGAGCUGACGGCCGCGCUGUUCGACGACGCGGGCGGCGGCGCGCGCGGCGCCAUCACCUGCGACGACCUGCGCGCGCAGCUCGCGCGGCACCCCGGCCUCAUCGACAACCUGUCCAUCAGCAUCGACCGCUGGCUGGUGCCGCCGCAGCCGGCGCGCGCGGCGCCGCUGCGGGCGCGCGCGCGGGCGCUGUGGCCGCACCAGCUGACGCUCGCGUACAUCCGCAACAACUUCGCGCUGGUCGGCUACCUGCUCGCCUUCUUCUGCGUCAACUUCGCGCUAUUUGUGGCGCGGCUGGUCGAGUACUGGCACAGCAACGUGUUCGUCAUGCUUGCGAGGGCGUGUGGGCAAUGCCUGAACCUGACAGCGAGCUGGGUGCUGGUGCUGAUGCUGCGGCGCUCGCUGACGGCGCUGCGCUCGCUGGGGCUGGGCGCGCGGCUGCCGCUGGACCACCACGUGUACCUGCACAAGCUCACCGGCGUCCUGCUCGUCGCCUACAGCGCGCUGCACACACUCAUGCACCUGUGCAACUUUUGCCUCGUAGUGGUGAACGACCCGCAGCUGAACGCGCAGAACUGGACGACGUGGGAGUGGCUGGGCACGGCGCGGCCGCGGCAGUUCGGGCUGGCGCCCGGCGCCGCCAACCCCACGGGGCUGGCGCUGUGCGCCGCGCUGCUCGUGCUGGCGGCCUGCAGCGCGCCCGCCGUGCGCCGCGGCGGCUGCUUCGAGGUGUUCUACUUCACCCACCUGCUGUAUAUCCCGUUCUGGGCCUUGCUCAUUGUGCACGCACCAAACUUCUGGAAGUGGUUCAUCGCACCUGGUACUAUAUAUGUGAUUGAGAGGAUAUUGAGGCUCAGCUGGACAAUGUCGGAGCGCGGCAAGACGUACAUCGCGUCGGGCGUGCUGCUGCCGUCGCGCGUGACGCAGCUGGUGGUGCGACGGCCGCCGCUGUUCCACUUCCGCGCCGGCGACUACGUGUUCGUGUGCGUGCCGGCCGUCGCGCGCUACGAGUGGCACCCCUUCACCGUCAGCAGCGCGCCCGAGCAGGAAGAUUACAUCUGGCUUCACAUCCGCGGCGUGGGCGAGUGGACCAACCGCCUCUACUCGUACUUCGAGCAGGAGCAGUUGCGCUUACAGGGACACACGAAGUGCCGAAGCAACUCCACCCAGAGCAAGAGCAGCCGCAAGGGCGACGCGUCGCCGCUCGCCUUCGAUAACGACGCCUUCUGCUGUGACGACGGCACUGCGUUUAAAGCAUUAUCUCCGGUGCAAAUCGCGCGACAGAGUUUCUUGUCGCCGUUAAAGAAGAUUGAAAAAUCCAGCUCGAUGCCGGAUGUUUUCAACGAUGUUCAGAGCAAACAGAAAACCAAUACACCGCCCGUGUACCUCCGCUCCGAGUCGGCGCAGUGCAUGUCGGAGCACGCGGGCGGCGCGGGCGGUGCGGGCGGCGGGGGCGGCGGGGGCGGGGGCGCGGCGCACAGCGUGCGGCACAUGCGCCGCAAGCCCGCCGUCAUCGACUGCGCGCCGCCCGCCCGCCGCGGCUCCGGAGACAGCUUGUUCGCGCUCGCCCGUCGCCGCUUCUCCAAAAGUCGCUCUCCGGAACGAGACGUGGAAAACGAACUGCGCGUCCACACUGAGGAAAGUCCUUCUGAAGCUGGAAGCAGUCAUUAUCCGGUGGGGAAACCACUUGAGAUCUACCUGGACGGGCCGUACGGCGCCGCGUCGUCGAACAUAAUGCGCGCGCAGCACGCGGUGCUGGUGGCGGCCGGCAUCGGCGUCACGCCCUUCGCGUCGCUGCUGCAGAGCGUGCUGCUGCGCCACGCGCGCGCGCGCGCCGCCUGCCCGCGCUGCGGCCACGCCUGGCCCGACCCCGCGCGCCACGGCAUGAGCCUCAACAAGGUGGACUUCUUCUGGAUAAACCGCGAGCAGCGCUCGUUCGAGUGGUUCGUGUCGCUGCUGUCGCAGCUGGAGAUCGACCAGGCGGCGGCGGGCGGCGCGCGCUUCCUCGAGAUGCACAUGUACAUCACCAGCGCGCUGCAGCGCGCCGACAUGCGCGCGCUCGGCCUGCAGCUCGCGCUCGACCUGCUGCACGACAAGGGCAAACGCGACCUUAUAACCGGUCUGAAGACGCGCACGAACGCGGGCCGCCCCAACUGGGACAAGGUGUUCCAGCGGCUCGCGGCGCAGCGCCGCGGGAAGGUGUCCGUGUUCUACUGCGGCCCGCCGCUGCUCGCGCGCUCGCUGCGCGCCAAGUGCGACCAGUUCGGCUUCCACUUCCGCAAGGAGGUGUUCUAGCCGCCGCGGGGCCACGCCUGGGAACACCUGGCCUUCCGCUUCGGGAGAGCUGUUCAACCUGGGGGCACGGAUUGGGAAGACCUGCAUGUCGUUACUGGUUUAGGACGUGUAUAUAAGUUUUGGCAAAAAUUGCAUUAAUUUCGACUUUCUGUUCAAGGAAGUUUCAGUUUAAUUAGGUUGUUAUUACGAAGACACGAGAAAAUACUAGAACGGUCUUUAGAAAUGACUUAAAAAUUUAGUGUAAAUGUCGUUACUUUAGACUUUCAGUUUAAGGAAGUGUUUCAAGUUCAUUGGGUUGUUAUUAGAAAGAUAUUUUAUUAAUAUUAACUAAAACGAUCUUGAAAUCACCCUUUAAACUUUUAUAUUUGUUCUAAACCAGUAGCUUGAGGCCAACAAAGUCAAAUAUGUCAACUUGCAAAUACACUCACUAAAAUACCAAUAUUAAAAGCUACUAGAAGUAAUGAAGGUGUUGUAAAACUAUUUGGAAGCUCCAGUAAUAAUUAGACUUUCUUUGUAAACUAUGAUUUGUGUAAAAGCGUGUUUAUUUAAUACUAAAAAUCUUAGCUCUCUCAACAAAAUCGUAACUUCUAGCAAUAAUUAGCACAGGUGACGCCAUCUAGUUUUAAAUAGCUUUCUUGUUAGAUGUAUUAUUUAUAAUUUGUUGUAAAUUGCCAUUUAAAUGUAUAAGUUCUGUGUAUAAUGAUAAUUAUAUUCUAUUUGCUAAUUUUCACAAUACAUUGCUUAAAAUACUUCAUUAUUAUAGCUCGAAACUUGAUUUUUGACUCGAAUGUCAUCCAUUUACCGAAAUAGACAGACAAGCUGUCAUAAUAGGCGAUGUUGCCAGUUAUAAUUCAGAAUUUACGGAAUUUAAUUUUAUCUGUGGUUUAUUUAACAUGAACAAAGCUGGACUUAUUAAAUUUUGUUAUACUAUUUUUUUACUUUUUAUUUGUAAUGGAUGAAUUUUUACAUGCAAUGACAUUUUCAUAACUAUAAUGGUAAUUUAGAUUAAAAAAAUAUUUUUUUUAAUCUAAAUGAUCAUUUAUCUAUCGUCAGUAUUUUUAUUGUAGCUUAUUAAAAGUUAUAAUUUAAUAUUUAGUAUCUAUUCGUUGAGAUUAUAAGAUAUAUAUACUAUUACAAAAUGAUUAUUAGAAAGAAAUAUAAAUACUAUGUAAUUUUUGACAUUAAUUUAUAACAUUCGUUUUCAGUAGGAGUAAUGAGUUAGACAUUUAAAGUUUUGUUGCCAUGUUUUGACUUUUUUAUUGCAAUAACAAUUAUUUAAUAUAUUUUUGAGUUACCGAACAAUUUCGAUUACCUAUAAUAUUAAUAAUACCUAAUUUUUUAAUUGCUAAGUUAUUUCUUUUAUAUGAUUUGAAUCUUUAUAUUGGAUUGUAAUAAUAUAAAUUGAUGAAUCAAUCGCAAUUAUGAAGGAUUUCAUUAUUACCUCGACGAUAAUAAAUCUUAUAAAAUAUGUUACAUUUCCUUGUUAGUCACUAAUUAAGUACCUAAAUUAUUAUUUUGUACUUUUAUACAUUUCUAUGGACUUUAGAUGUA
Molecule: messenger RNA, 5000 nt
Organism: Zerene cesonia (dogface butterfly)
Lineage: Eukaryota; Metazoa; Arthropoda; Insecta; Lepidoptera; Pieridae
Gene: Nox
Product: NADPH oxidase 5
Exons: 21
Coding region: 216-3449 (1077 amino acids)
Biological process (GO): defense response; superoxide anion generation
Cellular component (GO): NADPH oxidase complex; plasma membrane
Molecular function (GO): calcium ion binding; superoxide-generating NAD(P)H oxidase activity
Source: RefSeq, a predicted model, not a curated record